CUCCACCUCCUAUUAAGAGGAUAAUAGUGAUACUUGAAGCUGCUAGAGAGUGGGAGAAUCUACCAGCAGCCAGAGAUGUGUUGGAAAUGUUUAGUGCUAAUCUUUCUCGUUUGAAGACACAAGAGAUUGCCAUUAAGGAAGCUCCUCCAAGGUACACUGAUUAUUUUUUGGCUAACAUAUUAAUAUUCAUUUUUUUGUCUAAGAUGUUUAAAUUCAUUUUUUUGGCUAAGAUGUUAAUAUUACUAUAUGAUUAUCUACAUGUAACAUAUUUCCAUAUUAGCUAUAUGUGUUUUUGACGAUAUGAUCUAUAUAAAUUUAGGUACUCAGACUUGUAUAGGUUCUAUGGAUGUGAAGAGAAGAUUGUGAUGUCAAGUGAGGUUUUGGCUGAUUUGACUGCUUUGAUGCCUGCUACUUACGGUUUUGCAAUGGUUGCACACGUGAGUAAGGACGGGAAGAAGAAGGAUGGUAUCGCUCUAGCUCGCUGUCUGAAGAGUGUGGAACGUGAUUUGAAAUUUAUUGGUAAUUUCUGGAAGAAAAUGUGGAGAAACAAGUUGCAAUAGAUGCUAGAACUCGCUUCUGAGAGAUCUAAGUAUUGAGAAGUAAUGUAAUCAUGUAUUGCAUUAUUCAGUUCUUGAAAAUCCAAUAAAAAGCUAUGCUGCACACUUGCACCGAGACGGAAAAAUCCGGAAACGGCAAAAUAAAAAUUUAUAGAUACGUCUAUAAACUAUAUAAAAUAUAUAUAAAUUAAAAGUUCAAAAAUAAUUAUGACCAUAAAUUUCUACAUAAAACAUUAUAAUACAAACACUAAAUUAUGAACGGCCAAAAAUGUUUCAUUACAAAGUUACCUUACAACGCAUGUGUUCUGUCCUUAGCUUCGGACUAAUAUAUUUUAGUGGUACGCACGUCCUAGGAACUCUCUUGCUGUUUUGUUUUCUUGCACGUAUGUUUUUAUGCGGACAAUAAUAAUAGUCAAGAUCAAUGUAUGGUUGUUACAAUCAAGAUUCUUAGAAGAAAAGAUGGCUAGAUCGCUCAAGAAAUCAGUAAAGUUGAGUUUAAGACAUGUAAGGAUCCGUUCAUCAACAUCCAGUUUCAAACCUGGUUCUCGUUCCAUAGAGAGGGACCAAAGAAUCGAGUUUCUUGGAGGAGACAAUGGCGUUAGAGAAGAGGAAAACGAUGGUGACAGUAGUAGCGAGUAUGAAGAAUUUGAAGAGGAGGAAGGUGUAGAAGGAGAAGGAGAAAUAGAAAUAGAAGAAGAGGAACAAGAUGAUGAUGGAAAAAGCGUUGUAAGCGGUGGCAAAACUGAACGUGAAGAAGAGAUAGUAGAAGUGGAAGCGGUGGAAGCAGCAAAGGAGGAGAUCACUGAGGCAGGGAAUAGAGUGAUGGUGGUGGUGGAUAAAGUGGUUGCAUCAACUGGUGCUCUUGAAUGGGCUUUGAAACACACAUUACAAUCACAUGACUAUCUUUUCCUCUUAUAUUUCUCCAAACCCUUUAGAAAAGGCAAGAAGAAGAACCGGAAACGUGAAGUGAAGACCGAUGAACUCGUCCACACUCUAAAGAAACUCUGCCAAACAAAGCGACCAGGGAUAGAGGUAGAGAUAAGGAGACUAGAAGGAAAAGAGAAAGAGAAAGGAGAGAAGAUAGUGGAAGAAGCUAAAGAACAACAAGUGACUCUCUUAGUGGUUGGAGAAGAGAAGAAACCGCCGGUUUGGAGACUAGUGAAGCGUUGGGGAUGGAAGAAACGGCGUAGCCGAGCUGGAGUUCUCAAGUAUUGCCUAGAGAAGGCUUCAUGUAUGACCAUUGCUGUUAAACCAAAGAACCGUAAGCUUGGUGGUUACUUGAUCACUACCAAACGUCACAAGAACUUUUGGCUCUUGGCUUGAUUCACCUUAAGCCACUUUAGGCUGCUUUUUUUUUCCUCUCUUUACCAUAUUGUUAUAUUCCUUUUUGGUUUAU
Molecule: messenger RNA, 1953 nt
Organism: Brassica napus (rape)
Lineage: Eukaryota; Viridiplantae; Streptophyta; Magnoliopsida; Brassicales; Brassicaceae
Product: ABC transporter F family member 4-like
Exons: 3
Coding region: 951-1880 (309 amino acids)
Source: RefSeq, a predicted model, not a curated record